AAUACUUUACUCGCGUGAUUAAAAAUAAAAACGCACCAAAUAACUCCUCUCUCGAAAAAGAGAAUUGAGAUUUGAGCGUAGAAUACAAAUUUUGGUUAUUUUUCAACCUCUCAUUUGUUUGAUUAUCUUCUAACUUUGUCUCUGUUUAAUUAAUGGCGUUAGAUUCUUCUCUAAUCCCUCCUUCACCCAUCACGGUGAUCGACCUCGAAGCUGGUUCCACCGAACUAAUUCAGUGCCGUAUAUGUUUUGAAACUGAAGGCUCGGCUCGAACUCCAGACCUAAGGGCCCGGAUUCCUUACCAUUUGUGUUUUGGUAGACAUUUCAUAGCUCCUUGCAAGUGUAAAGGUACAUCAAAAUAUGUUCAUCGAGAGUGUUUGGAUAAUUGGCGAGCAGUUAAGGAAGGAUUUGCAUUUGCUCACUGCACUACCUGCAAGGCUCCAUAUCAUUUGCGUGUUAAUGGUGCUUAUAGGAUAUGGCGUACCUUGAAAUUUCGGUUUUUUGUCACCAGAGACAUUUUGUUUAUAUUCCUGGCUGUACAGCUUGUCAUUGCUUCACUGGCUUAUUUGGUUUAUCUAGUAGAUGGUUACCAACAGUAUUGGCUUCGUCUUGUUUGGAGUUUUGAUAGUGAGCUGAGCUUUUACUACAUAUGUGGAGCUCUGUUGUUUUUUGUGUUGCUUGGCCUGUCUGGGUGCUUCAUUACCUGUUAUGAUGGAAGAAUUUGCAAUGAUUUGGCUCAGCCUUGUCGUGAAAUAUGUCUUUGUUGCUGUCAACAUGGUUAUUGCAGAGUUUGUGCGGACAGUCGUAUGUGGACGGAUUGCACUGCAUGCUUUGAGAGUUGUGGAAACAUGGCAACUGAAUGUGGUGGUUGCAUGGGAGAUGCUGAGGAAGGAAGGCUACCAUGUUUAUUCAUAAUGGCUUUGAUUUUUCUGGGACUCUUUACUGUGUUUGGGAUAUUUUACUGUGUAUUAGUGGCUACCAUGGUCGGACAACGGAUUUGGCAGCGUCAUUAUCACAUACUUGCGAAAAGGAUGCUAACAAAGGAGUAUGUCGUUGAGGACAUCGCUGGAGAAAUAACAGGGUCUGAUUGGUCUCCUCCAUCUCUCCCACCUGAGCAUGUUCAGCAGCUGAAAACAUUGCGCCUCCUAGAGUGUGAAGGAGUCAAUCUACCUGCUGAGGAGAAUGACCGUAGAGGUAACACUGGCACCGUGUUUGGUAGUCUGGUCCUUGUCAGGGAGAUAUGCAAUUAGGUGAUAAAAUUUCUGAGCCACUCAACUCCUUUAGUUGAGAUUUGUAUAGUUGUGGUGAUAGUUAAAA
Gastrolobium bilobum is the source of this 1314-nucleotide messenger RNA. RefSeq lists its product as uncharacterized. Lineage: Eukaryota; Viridiplantae; Streptophyta; Magnoliopsida; Fabales; Fabaceae. The transcript is spliced from 8 exons. Gene Ontology annotation, molecular function: zinc ion binding. The record is from RefSeq and is a predicted model, not a curated record. Bases 153 to 1247 code for a protein of 364 amino acids.